This is a messenger RNA of Cylicostephanus goldi, 279 nucleotides long. Lineage: Eukaryota; Metazoa; Nematoda; Chromadorea; Rhabditida; Strongylidae. The record is from the annotation of a GenBank genome assembly.
AUGGAUUACAACCGCAAGUUGUCAGCCGUUGUAGAGAAUUCCAACUUCACCGACGAAAGCCAUCCAAAGUAUGAAGUUUUGCUUACGCUGACAUAUAUGAUGCUGACCAACAUGGUACAUCCUGAACUCAUUGAUGAACCGCAACAAAAAGCGGAGUUCGACACUGAGUAUACUAUGAACUGGACAGAUGAGCGGCUUGAAUGGAACCCAAAGGAUUACUGCGGAAUGGACCACAUAUAUGUGUUAAGCUCGGAUGUGUGGUUCCCUGAUAUCACAUUC